CUGCGCACGUGGAGACGGCAGCGCGCACAUAGAGGACAGUACUACUCACACCAUUCAUAUAAAAUACACUGACUAAGACAAAACCAUGCGGAAUAAUCUUCAGAAAUGACAUACAAAUGAGUGUGGAGAUGAGGGGGUUCUUGAAGCUGACUGUCCGUGCUGUGAGCUGCAUUCCCCGCAGGCUGUACAGUGGAGGAAGACCACCUGCGCCUUUAGGAGGAAGAAUUCUCACCAAUCCUGAUGAGAUCUUUCAACAUAAUAUGUGGGAUCAUGUGCAGUGGACAGAGGAGGAGACAGAAAAGGCCCGGCAAAAAGCAGAGGACAACUCUAAAGAGAAGAUUCCUGUAGAAGAGCAAUCCAAAUAUGACACAGAAGCUCAUAAGUAUUGGGACCGGUUUUAUGAAAUGCACCAGAGAAAGUUCUUCAAAAACCGAACGUGGCUUUACAUUGAAUUCCCAGAGCUCUUCCCUCCAGAUGCUGCAGGGAUGUGCAGCCCGGAGCAGGGGCCGGGCAGUGAGGUGGACUCAUGCUCAGAGUCUGGGAUCAGAGAAAAGCAGCAGCCCUGCGGUUCCAGCACAUUAACUAGUGAUAUGGACACUUUCCCUGGACAGCAUGCUGCUUUCAGGAUACUAGAGGUGGGCUGUGGUGCAGGGAACAGUGUGUUUCCAAUCAUCAGCACCAUCGGGGGCAGUAAGGUGUUUCUGUACUGCUGUGACUUCUCAUCUCGAGCUAUCGAGCUCAUCCAGGAACACCCAGAUUAUGACCCUGCAGUGUGUCAUGCAUUUGUGCGGGACAUUUGUGACACGACGUCCCCGUUUCCCUUCCCCCCUGAGAGUCUGGACAUUAUUCUGGUGGUCUUUGUGCUCUCUGCCAUCCACCCAGCACGCAGAGCUCAAGAUGUGGUGAAGGGUUUGGCUGGACUCCUGAAGCCGGGAGGAAUCAUGCUGUUCAGAGACUAUGGCAGAUACGAUCUGUCACAACUAAGAUUUAAAAAAGGUCAGUGUUUGUCUGAAAACUUCUAUACGCGUCAGGAUGGAACCUGUGUUUAUUUCUUCACAAAAGAUGAGGUUCAUCAUUUGUUUUCUAAUGCUGGUUUGGAGGAGAUUCAGAAUCUGGAAGACAGAAGGCUGCAGGUAAACAGAGGAAAGAAGGUGGUAAUGCACAGAGUGUGGAUGCAAAGCAAAUACAGAAAACCUUAUCUGAUUCCAGCAUCAGUCUAGCAGACUAAGCUCUCAAAGAACUGGGCUAAAAGCCUUCACUUGAACACAAACUCCUAUCAAGAUUUUGAAGGACAUUUCCUUUGUGAUAGACUUCAAGUAUAGCAAAUGAUGGAGAUGACAUUAUAAAAACACCAAGAAAGAAAUCCAUUUUUAUACUCCUUUUAACUUCCGAUGUGCCUGUACUUAAUGUACUUGAGUGAAUUACUAGAGUCCUGAAAUUUAACAAUAAUGUUCUUCUAAAAGUCACUUUACAUGUCAUUUUACCACUGCAUUUAAUUUAGAAACAUACAUAAUAUGAUUUAAUUGUAACACUUUACAAUAAGGUUCCAUUAGUUAAUGUUAGUUAUUGUAUUAACUAACAUGAAUAAACAAUGAACAAUACAUUUAUUACAGUAUUUAUUCAUCUUUGUUAAUGUUAGUUAAUGACAAUAGUCAUUCAUUGUUAGUUAGCAUAUUACGUCACAGUGCAUUAACUACACAACUUUGAAUGUAAACAAACACAAUUUUGAUUUUAAUAAUACAUUAGUAAAUGCUGAAAUUAAUAUUAACUAAUUUUAAUAGAUCCUGUAGAACUAUUGUUCAUUCUUAGUUCAUGUUAACUAAAGUAGUUAACUAACGUUACCAUAACUAAUGAACCUUUAUUAUAAAGUGUUAUUUUUUUCUCAUGAUUUUGUGUACUACUAUACUGUUUUAGUAUUUAGCUCCUAAUGCAUGGUUUCUUCAUCUGGAGCAUCAGUGAGUGUUUGAACCUUCUGUAAUAGUUGCAUAUGAGUGCCUCAGUUGUCCUCAGUGUGAAAAGAUGGAUCUCAAAAAAUCAUACAGUCAUUGUUGGAAAGGGUUUAAAUACACAAAAAUGCUAGAAAACCAAAGAAUUUGUGUGACCUGAAGGAUUUUUCUGAAGAACAGCAGGCCGUUUAACUGUUCAGGACAAACAGGGGACUUAUGAACAACUAUGACUAAACAAAAAACACAGCUGUGGAUCAUUCAGUUAACAAUCAAGCAAAUGUAAACUUUUGAACAGGGUCAUUUCUUAUAAAUUCAACUACUAUUUUCUCUUGUCGACUAUAUGUAAACAUCUUUUAUGCGAAAUGUCUUAUUCAGGUCAGUACUAAAUAAACAGUCAUGCAUUUUGUAUGAUCCUUCUUAUUUUGGUAAAAAUAAUUAACUUUUUUUAAUGAUUCUGAAACGGGAAACUUUUGACCUCAACUGUAUUUGCUCAUGCUUUUAUAGAAUGGUUUGUGAUGUGGUAUGUUUAUAUAUUUUUUUUUAUUUAUAAUGUACAUGUUUGCAGUUGCAAAUUGAUUUUUCAAAUAAAUAAAUUUGUUUUA
Labeo rohita (rohu) is the source of this 2548-nucleotide messenger RNA. RefSeq names its product methyltransferase 8, methylcytidine (gene mettl8). Bases 117 to 1220 code for a protein of 367 amino acids. Lineage: Eukaryota; Metazoa; Chordata; Actinopteri; Cypriniformes; Cyprinidae. The record is from RefSeq and is a predicted model, not a curated record. The transcript has 10 exons. Gene Ontology annotation, molecular function: tRNA (cytidine-N3)-methyltransferase activity.